UUUUAGGGAUUUCGUUGCAGACUGAUUGACAAUGUCGACUUUGGAGAAUUUGCCAAUUGACAUUCAUUAUAACAAAUUACAAGAUUGGUUAAUCAACAGACGACAUUGUGUACAAGAAUGGCCAGCCCGAGCUGUGGUUAUAAGAGAGAAAAUCAAUCAAGCCUUGACUGACAUGCCUGAAAAUCCCCAGAUAACUGAAUUAUUGAAAGGAACAUAUAUUAAUUAUUUUCACUGCAAGAAAAUCAUUGAUUUGCUGAAGAAAGAUGAACAAUCUGGGAAAAAGAAUGUAUUUGGACAGUACUCCUCAAAAAGAAUGAAAGAUUGGUCAGAGAUAGUUAAUUUAUAUGAAAAGGAUGGUAUUUACUUAGGGGAGUCUGCUCAAAUGUUGGCAAGAAAUGUCAACUAUGAAGUUCCUGCUCUUAAAAGACAAAUUAUCAAAUGCCAACAGAUUAAAAAGGAGUGUGACAGAAAGCAGGCAGUAUAUUCAGCUAAGGCUGAGGAACUAAGGAAGAAGUAUGAUGCAACAUGUAAACAAAUGGGAAUAGAGGGUAAAAAGAUAAAAACAGAGUUAGCUGCUCUUGUUCAGGAUUUACCAGCUCAGUUCCAGAAGAUUUCAGAGUCUGCCUCUAAAUUGACCAAAUCAGUGCAAUAUUAUGAUGAAUUUGUAGACUUUGUCACUAAAAGAUCUGAGGAGGAUAGGGGUAGUUUGCCAGUGUUAAAGUAUGUAAUGCAAAAUGGGAACACAACAACAUAUCAAUGGAGGACAGGAGAGAAACCAGAAGUGGUGGAGGAGGCCAAAAUCUUCAUUGACACAACAGAUGAAGUAGAUAUUGAACAAGUGACAGAUGAUAUAGACUGGGGAGAUCCUGGAACUAUGACAGAGUCAGCCAUCGAUUUUGGAGAUGAGAUAGAUUUUAACAUGGCUGACAUCACAGUGGAAACAGGGGGCACAGAGGAAGGAGACCAGAAUCCUGCUCCCACUGCUGGACAUGAGAGUGACAGUAAUGGCAUUGACUGGAGUGAGGUUGUGAUUGUGGAUAAACCAGAUUCUGCAGAGGGUGUUGCCAAAGGAGAAGAUGCUAUGUCAGUAUUGGACAAUCCACGAACACGGACAUUGUUUAUUGAUGAUCUUAUGGAGUUGGAAGCAUUCUUGUCUCAGCGCUUGUUUGAGCUGGAGUCUGACUCUGUGGGGGCAGAUGUCCUGGCCAGUGGUCAGAUGCAGGAUGCUCCUCCAUCCAUACAGCUCCAUCAGGACACAGUGACCAGUAUGAUUGGCCAGGUUAGGGACAUAAUAGCAGCAUUCAGCACGGUCAAGAUGCAUCACCUACUGUCCAUCAGGAACUCUCCCAGAUACGUAGAACGUCUAAAGGACACAUUAAAACAGAUGUUAAACUUGGCUGAUAAGAUGGUGUUUCUGGAGAAAGAGAUGGUAGUGAAACAUAAAGAUGCUGAAACAGAGCAGUCAGAGACGCAGCCUAAACUAGAACUAGUCAUCAAACGCACCAAAGAACUGCAAAAACAGAUGGAAGCUGAAAUAUCAAAGCGAUACAAGGACCGUGUGGUGAAUAUAAUGGGAGAAAUAAAUACAAUGUGAUGAUAGUCCUAAUUUAUAGACCACACUAAAUUUGUGAUAACUAAAUCAGAUGUGAUUGAAAAUUUUCAUGAACCAAGUCAAUAAGCAGUAUACAUGUAGCAUCAGGUAAAUUCAUAAAUUUGUAUACGAAGUGUAACAGUCACUCAGAGACUCAUGGGAAGGAAAGAGGGAAGAAUUGAUCUAGUUUACCAUACUAGAUUGAAUCAUUGUCCAGAAUGACAAAUCAAAGCGGAGAUGGAGUAUAUUAUUAUUAUUUUUUCUGUUACAUGUGAUAUUUAAAAUAAAAUUAUGGGAAGGCA
Messenger RNA from Saccostrea echinata, 1893 nucleotides. RefSeq names its product CDK5 regulatory subunit-associated protein 3-like. Bases 32 to 1594 code for a protein of 520 amino acids. Gene Ontology annotation, cellular component: endomembrane system. Gene Ontology annotation, biological process: regulation of cyclin-dependent protein serine/threonine kinase activity; regulation of mitotic cell cycle. Lineage: Eukaryota; Metazoa; Mollusca; Bivalvia; Ostreida; Ostreidae. The record is from RefSeq and is a predicted model, not a curated record. The transcript is spliced from 14 exons.